Cucumis melo (muskmelon) is the source of this 1823-nucleotide messenger RNA. Its product is annotated as FHA domain-containing protein At4g14490-like. The record is from RefSeq and is a predicted model, not a curated record. The coding region runs from base 207 to 1340 and encodes 377 amino acids. Gene Ontology annotation, molecular function: mRNA binding; protein binding. The transcript has 2 exons. NCBI's taxonomy places the organism in Eukaryota, Viridiplantae, Streptophyta, Magnoliopsida, Cucurbitales, Cucurbitaceae.
UUCACUUCCUAUUCAACUUCGAUGAGAUUCAAACACCGCGCCCAAAAGCAAAGGAAAUAGACUAGAAGUGGAGUUAGUGGAGGGAAACAAAACUUCAAACUGAGGAACGCCGUCUUUCACGAUUCCAUUCCCACUUUCCCCAUCUUACAAUCGUCAAUCCAAUCCUAAGAAUUCGAAAUUCCGACUUAUCUCUUUACUUCCUCUCAAUGGAAUCCUCUGCAAUUACUCUCAUCAUGGUUAAAGGCCCUCGCGAGGGUGAAACCCUAGAUUUUCCACCUGGAGCCACGAUUCGGAUCGGUCGCACCGUUCGGGGUAAUUCCGUCGCCAUCAAAGACGCCGGGAUCUCCACCAAGCACCUCUCUAUCGAAUUCGAGUCCGUAUCAGGCAACUGGAUGCUUCGGGACCUUGAUUCUUCAAAUGGCACAUUCGUUAACGAUAUCAAGCUUCCUCCACACGAUGCCUUCGCUUUAAAUGAUGGCGACACCAUUAAAUGCGGUGAAUUGACUUCGAUUUUUGUUAGGAUAAACAGUAAUGAAGAGCCUCGGUCAAGGCGAAAUCCUAGGCGGAAAGCUGCCGAGAAGUGUACAAGUUCCGAUGUUGUGGGAUCAGUUGCCGGAACUCGGGGUCGUAGAGGAAAGGUUGUGGAAGAGGUUAGCGUAGUUGGGGGAUGUAAUGAUGCGAUGGGUGAUAGUGGAAGAUGUUUAAGGUCGAGAAAGGGCAGGGGCGUGAAAGAUGAAAUUGAUAACCAAGUACCGGAUUGCAAGAAAAUUGGGGACAAAUUAGAUGUGGGAAGGGAGUCCCAGAAUAUGAACAAUGCGGUAAACGAACCCGGCCCAAAAAUUGCUAAAAGAAGUACCAGGCGAACGAAGAACACUGUGUCUGUGGCCACAGAUUCAGUUCUCGAGAACGUCCCCGAAGAUUCACGUGUGGGUGGUGAAGUAAAGGCUGAGGCAAAGAAAACGAGAGCUGGAACUAGGGGAAGGAAGAAAUUGCAAAAUGAGCCACCACUGGAGAUUAGUACAGUUAUCAAAUUGGAACAUAGUGAAAACGUCGAGGAGAAGAGCUUAGGAGAAAAUAAACUUGUUGACGUGGGUGAAGAAGGUUGCGAAGAGGUUGCUGAUGGGCGAGCUUCACAUGAUGAGGACUUCCUUUGUAAGUCUGAGAAGGCGCCGGAUCUGAAGAAGAUGACACUUGGGGAUUGGUUUGAUUAUUUGGAGACUCAUUUGCCUAGACAAAUUAUUGAUGCAACCGAAGAGGUAAUUUCUGGUAUGAAAAUUAAAUCUAAACAAGUACAGGAGUAUGUUGCUCGGCAGAAGAUUGAGAAUUGCCAGGGCGAUUAGUGGAAGGAAAACACUGGUGUACGAGGUAACCCUUUUGCUUCCUUAUUUAAUUUAAAAUUGUGUAUAUAUCCUUGUUUGUUCAACACACCGUUCUGAGCUUUUAAUAUAUCAUAUCAUUUACGAUGUCCAGAGUAAAUUACUCUCACAUGUCAAUCAAUCCAAAUGGCAUGGACUUGCUGUGUAUGACUUGAGCAUAUAGUUUUAGUUGGCUUAGGGAAUGUAACCUGGUUGAUUAUCUUUUAGAGCCGAUGAAAGUUUUCCUUCAUGGAAACAAUGAAAUGGCACGUUGAUUUCAUGGAUUUGAAACUCUCCAUCUAGCCACAAUAAGCAGUGUAAAUUAUGUGAAGCUACGAAAAAAGCUUGGGCUUGUGUAUUAGAUGUUUGUUCAUUAAUCUAAAAAUGCUUCGAGUGUUUGAUUUACCUCCUUGGAAGAUAAUUUGGUCCUCUGUUCAUAUCCAUUGUAUAAUGAAUGAUUUCCGUAUA